Macroventuria anomochaeta is the source of this 5236-nucleotide messenger RNA. Its product is annotated as glycosyltransferase family 57 protein. NCBI's taxonomy places the organism in Eukaryota, Fungi, Ascomycota, Dothideomycetes, Pleosporales, Didymellaceae. The transcript has 14 exons. The coding region runs from base 224 to 4876 and encodes 1550 amino acids. Gene Ontology annotation, molecular function: hexosyltransferase activity. The record is from RefSeq and is a predicted model, not a curated record.
CUCUGUUGACUGCAGCGAGAUUAGUUCUGCCGUGCUUGUGAUGGUCGGGACAAGGAAUUUACUUUUGCAGAGCUGCUAUGGUAAACUGCGUCCUGUGUUCCAAAGUUCCUUUUCUCCAAGCGGAAGGCGCAUGGGCCACCGAACCACGUAAACUCAAACCUCCGAGUACUUGCCGAGUCGUGUCUUUUCGCCUGUUGUUCGUCCACCAACAUUCGAGGUCGCAAUGUCAGAACUGUAUCCGUCGAUUGCGCAGUGCGCCGUCGUGGCAACGGCCUUGAAAGUGCUGCUGUUUCCUGCAUACAAGUCGACCGAUUUCGAAGUUCACCGCAACUGGCUCGCUCUGACGCACUCACUGUCUAUCAAGGAAUGGUACUACGAAAAAACAUCAGAAUGGACACUCGACUAUCCGCCAUUCUUUGCCUACUUUGAAUGGCUCAUGUCUCAAGCUGCUGCGUAUAUUGAGCCUGCGCUAUUAAAUGUAAAGGACCUCAACUACGAUAGCUGGCAGACCGUCUACUUUCAGCGAACUACUGUCAUCGUUACGGAGCUGAUUUUGGUCUACGCUUUGCAUCUCUACGUCAAGACCUCUAAGUCGAAAGUUACUGCACACGCAGCUGCACUGUCCAUUCUUCUUUCGCCUGGCCUUCUGAUCAUCGACCACAUCCACUUUCAGUACAAUGGCUUCCUCUACGGCGUUCUCAUUCUGUCCAUGGUGCUGGCGCGGAACAAGUCAACCGUUCUUCUGUCUGGCAUCCUCUUCGCAGCGCUUCUGUGCCUAAAGCACAUCUACCUCUACCUGGCCCCUGCCUACUUUGUCUUCCUCCUUCGUGCGUAUUGCCUUGGUGAGCGUCAAAGCUUCCCGUACUUCACUAUUCGCUUCUUCAACUCCGUUAAGUUGGGCGUGGGCAUCAUUGCAGUGUUUGCUAGUGCUUUCGGGCCCUUUGCGCUCUGGGGACAGCUCGAGCAAGUGUUCAAGCGUUUGUUCCCAUUUUCUCGUGGACUUUGCCAUGCCUACUGGGCUCCAAACGUCUGGGCAAUGUACUCUUUCACCGAUAGAGUGCUCAUCUAUUUGGCCCCUCAGCUUGGCUUGACCGUAGAUCCGGAUGCGGUCAACAGUGUUACUCGAGGACUUGUUGGAGACUCAUCGUUUGCUGUACUCCCUGACAUCGUGCCUCUUACAUGCUUCCUUUUAACUCUGGGCACCCAGAUCCCUGUUCUUCUGCGCCUUCUGUACAAGCCGACAUGGGAGACAUUUGUUGGCGCGGUCACUCUUUGCGGCUACGCCUCCUUCUUGUUCGGCUGGCACGUUCACGAGAAGGCGAUCUUGCUUGUCAUCAUCCCAUUCAGCUUGGUUGCGCUCCGUGAUCGCCGAUAUUUCGGUGCUUUCCGACCUCUGGCAGUAUCCGGCCACGUUUCGCUGUUUCCACUGUUAUUCACAGCUGCCGAAUUCCCCAUCAAGACGGUGUACACCAUCUUUUGGCUAGUAUUGUUCCUGUUGACAUUCGACAGGCUUGCACCCGCCUCCUCCGAACGACGCCUCUUUCUGCUUGACCGCUUCUCCAUUCUCUACAUUGCUCUGUCUAUCCCAUUGAUUGCUUACUGCUCGCUGUUUCAUGGCAUCGUCUUCGGGUCUCGCUAUGAAUUUCUCCCUCUCAUGUUCAUUAGCUCAUAUUCAGCCAUUGGCGUAGUGCUCUUCAAACGCAAGCCAGUGAAGUUUGACCCUCCGCCGAAGAACAUCACCGAUCACGAUGAGGUCUGGGUCAUCGAGAAAACAGGAGAGGUCUAUAAUGAUUACGAGAAAUAUCUAAGGCGAUGCGACUUCUACGCACAGAAACUCUUCACCUGCGAGUCAACCGGGCAUUCAGGCUACACCUUUUUCGAAGCCAUGGAGAGCCAGGUGAGCUCCGAGCCAGUCUGGGAGGGCAUCAAGGUAACGGAAACGCAGACGGAGGCGUCAAGGGAGAUUGACAGCAUCUUCCCUGAUGCUUUGAGGUCGCGUGUCCUCCAUUAUGUCCAGUUCAGGACUACUUCACGCAUGGAUGACCUGGUAAACCUUGUGUUUGACGAGUUCAAAGAACAAUACAUGGUUGGCGACAGAGUUUGCAUCGAGGUCGAAGGUCCUGUCAAUCGCCGCUACGGUGUGAUUACAGACAUCGCCGACAACAGCCAGCUACACCAGAACGUCUUCACACGGUCACCAGAUGAACAGUAUCGGGCCUACACAUACGUCAUUACAAUGGACGACAACAACGAGCCCAUCACCAAGUACAAGGCUGCGGACCUGCAAAGGGACAGGAAGUACUACUCCAAGCUGAUCCUAAAACAAUUUCUCCGUAGCACAGUCUCGAGAGAGUCGUGGAUUGGUGCACCCUGGAUGGCGAAGGAGCAUUUGGCGAAACGCUACAAGAUCCCUACCAAGAUUCCGGACAACAAAACACGAGAUGCGGUGAUGGCGCAGAAGAAGCUGACGAACGGCUCUCAGCAAAACGGCACAGGGUCGCCUGUCCAGCAGACCUACUCGCAUCAACUGUCUAAUGGACACGCACCUCAAACAAAUGGGCAUCGACCUCAACAACCGGCACAGCAUGGACAAGGCCCACAUGCAUUCGUCAACUUCGCAACAAAUCCUCCCCACAUGCAGCAUCCACCUCACCUCAUGCACCCACACCUUCAGGGCUUCUCGCAGCAUAUGCAGGGAGGACCACCACCCCAGUUUGCCCACCCGGGACCGCCUCACCACCUUCCACAAGGUAUCCCUCUCAACAUACCGCAGAACGCUCUACCGUCGAAUCUUGCGCAUAUCAUGCAUCAUCCACCUGGUGCAUUGCCUGUUAAUCUUCCAUUCCAGAAUGGAUUCAUGCAAUACCAACAGUUUGCGCCUCGAAACCCGCAGCAACAGCAGCAGCAGCAACAACAACAACAACCAGCACCUUUGGCCAAGCCCUUUGAACCGAUCAAAUAUCCUAUCGAAGAUCUGGAGAUCUCCCAGCCCCGCUUGAGCACCGUGCGACCUUCACUGAAGUUCUUCUCCGAUGACGUACCAGAAGAUGUUGAAGCGCCAUCUGAGGAAGACAAGACCGGUAUCUUGAUGAAAAGUAUCGGUCCACUUCUGUGCGCUUGGGAAACACUCAAUGUGCAUGACACUAUCUACAUGCUUGAUUCUUUCACUUUUGAUGAUUUCGCAGAUGCGAUGCGCUACUCUUCGGAAGAUCAAGAUUGCGAGCUGUUCGUGGAAGUCCACUGUUCUGUGCUCAAGCAGAUCAUCAACGAGAAUGGCAAGCUUCAAGCCCCUCUACCGAACAUGGCUGAGGCGGAGGAGUCAGAUGAAGAGGUUUCGAGCAAAGAGUCAACUCCAACACCAGAGCCAGAGCCACCCAAGCGAACCACUCGCAGCAGUUUGAGGAAGUCAGAGGUGCAACAAAUAGUCGAGAAGCCUCAAACACCUACGCCUGAGCUGCCAAAGGAAACCCACAAGGCUGCUGAGUUCGUGGCCGAUUUCGAUUGGAUCGAACAGCUAAAGAUCCGUAGCUUCCAGAACGGAGGCUGGCAAGCAAUCUUCGUUGCUCUUCUAUACCGCUUGUCUUUCGAUCCUCUUCAAAAAGCGACUUGCGACGAGAUCCUCGCCGCUCUCGUGCCAGGCGAUCAAGAUCCCACUAUCGAGAGCAUUGCGGAGAACUAUCGCAGCUUGGAUGUCAACCUGCGCGUUUCAGCGCUGGAUCAGGCUUUGCGCUUGACUGUGACCACUGAGGCUUUCCGUGAUCAGCUGAAUGCAGCUUCUCUGGAGAUGACUCGUCUUCGCAAAGAGAAGAUCGAGUUCCAGAGGAAGCGCAAAGAGUUAGCGGACGAGCUGUUUAAGCUGGAUCUUGAACGUAAGAUCAAGCUACCUGAAAACACACCAGCAUCGCCUUCGGACAUGAAAGAGAAUGAAGACGUGUCGAUGCUCAGCGUGCCCGAGUCUGUCACCGAAGUCGCUGACGGGGAAGUCAAUGAGCCAGGAGACGCAUCGGCUGCACAGAGUAGGACUCGCACCAAGAACAAACGCAAGGCAGCAGCCGAAGAAGCCCGGAAAGAAAAGGCUAAGAAGGCAAAGAUCGAGGCUGAGCAGAACAAGAAGCAAAAAGAGUGGGAGAAGCUUUUGAAGGCAGUUGACGAAAAGAAGGAGGAACUUAAGGAGUGUGAAGCAAACAUCAACGAGCUAGACGACGAUCUCCGCGAAACCCUGGUGCAUCGCAGUAAGGUGCUGGGCAAGGAUCGAUUCCUGAACAAGUACUACUGGUUCGAGCAUAAUGGAAUGCCAUUCGGUGGUGUGCCAAACAGCUCUACAGCACAAUAUGGAUACGCCAAUGGACGCAUCUGGGUACAAGGACCGGAUGCAGAGGAGCUCCAACCAUGUUUGGAGGAGCCGGCUCUAUCGCAAGACAUGCAGCGAUUCAAGUUCACUAUCCCACAGCGCAAAGAGAAGGAAGAAGGUUCAACACAUCUCACGACAUCCAUGGAUUGGGCCUACUACGACGACCCCGAGGAUAUUGACAAAUUGAUCGUUUGGCUGGAUGAGCGAGGCCACCGUGAGAAGCAACUUCGCAAGGAGCUGCAGAUCUUCCGUGACCGCAUUGCGGAGUACAUGGAGAAGAUGAAGAAGCACCUCACAAAAGCAGACAAAGCAGAGGACGAGGAUGAGGUUGAAGACAGCAAGCUCCGAGUCUCGACGCGUGGUAAGGCCAACGCUGAGAAGGAGGAAGCCAAGGAACGCUGCCUACUCUGGACGAACAGCAUCAUGUUCGAAGAGUACGGCUACAUCCACUCCACCGAGUACGAGCCCCCAAAGAAAGGCAAGGCUAGGGUCGUCAAGACUGCCAAGGGCAAGGGCAGGCGGUAGUGUCGUGAGCCGCCUGCCCUUCACAGAGCGGACUCAGUGAUGGAACAAGAGUGUGGCUGUGGGACGAUUUACGAGAUGUGUAGUGGUGUUUUCGGCGUUGCGAUACCAUCAGCAUGUGCACUGGGCAUUUUCAGGAGUUUGCACAUGGCGGGCAUUGUCACAACACUGCGCUGCUGUAUAUAGAGGUUCUAGUGUUACGGGAUGUCCAGGUAGGAGGGUAACCGGUGCUCUCUGUCUAGUACCUAACGGGCAAAGUGUACGGGCAUUGGGAGUUGACCUAAGGUGUUCAGGGUAUCAUUGCUGCAAGCGGUCUGAGCACUGGAUUUUGUGCAAUGAAAUAUUCAAACAAUCGAAACGGGU